Messenger RNA from Cicer arietinum (chickpea), 1400 nucleotides. RefSeq names its product protein LATERAL BRANCHING OXIDOREDUCTASE 1. The record is from RefSeq and is a predicted model, not a curated record. NCBI's taxonomy places the organism in Eukaryota, Viridiplantae, Streptophyta, Magnoliopsida, Fabales, Fabaceae.
UAGAGAUAUAAAAUAAUCACUUGUAGUGAAAAAUCUUAGAUCAAAAUUUCUGUUUCAAUGGCUCCUGUACCAAUUUCUACCUUAAACGUAGGACACAUUGAUGAUGUACAAGAAUUAAGAAGAACUAAGCCUAAGACAAUUCCUCAAAGAUUUGUAAGAAACAUGACAGAAAGACCAACACUUCAAACACCUCUUUCCCCACCAAAUAGUGACAUGCCUGUCAUUGAUUUCUCUAAGCUUAGUAAAGGGACCAAAGAAGAAAUCCUCAAUGAACUUUAUAAGCUUGCAACUGCUUGUGAAGAGUGGGGAUUUUUUCAGGUGAUUAAUCAUGAGAUUGACCUCAAUCUGAUGGAGAACUUAGAGGAUUUGAGCAGGGAGUUUUUUAUGCUACCUUUGGAAGAGAAACAGAAAUACCCUAUGGCUCCAGGCACAGUCCAAGGGUAUGGACAAGCUUUUGUUUUCUCAGAGGAUCAGAAGCUUGACUGGUGCAACAUGUUUGCUCUAGGAAUUGAACCUCACUAUGUAAGGAACCAAAAUCUUUGGCCAAAGAAGCCUGCAAGACUCAGUGAAACAGUGGAAUUGUACUCAAGAGAAAUAAGGAAACUAUGUCAAAAUUUGCUGAAAUACAUAGCAAUAGGGCUGAGUUUGGAAGAAGAUGUGUUUGAGAAGAUGUUUGAUGAAGCAGUACAAGCCAUAAGGAUGAAUUAUUAUCCACCAUGUUCAAGACCUGACCUUGUUUUGGGUCUGAGUCCUCAUUCAGAUGGAAGUGCUCUCACUGUGCUGCAACAAGCAAAGGGAAGUCCAGUGGGACUUCAAAUACUCAAAAACAACACAUGGGUCCCUCUUCAACCAAUUCCAAAUGCUCUUGUCAUCAACAUUGGUGACACAAUAGAAGUUCUUACAAAUGGAAAAUACAAGAGUGUGGAGCAUAGAGCUGUGGCUAAUGAGGAUAAAGAUAGACUCUCAAUUGUGACAUUUUAUGCUCCUAGCUAUGAAAUUGAGGUUGGACCAAUGGAUGAAUUUGUUGAUGAAAAGCACCCAUGCAAGUUUAGAAGAUACAAUCAUGGAGAGUAUAGUAAACACUACGUAACAAAUAAGUUACAAGGAAAGAGGGCCCUGGACUUUGCCAAGAUGGAAAUCAUGAAUAAUACAAACUAGGAACUAUUUUUUAGUCUGUUCUCCAACUACCUAGGAGCACUUAAUUAGACUAUUCAGUAUAUAUAAAUAUCAACCACAUAUAAUUUUUUUUUUUUUGUUUUUUUUGCAAAGUAUCACUGUUCUUAUUCCAAAUAUGUAUUAUUAUAUGCUAGCUUUCAAUUGGAAACUAAUGAAAGCUCUAUUCAAUACUAAAUAUUUUAUUUCCAAAGUUGUGUUGUGUAUCUCAACACUAAUGGCUUAAA